AUGAAGAUUUACAAGACGGUGCUGAAACCAGCUUUGUUGUAUGAGUUCAGGAGCUUUUCUGUGAAAAUGGAAAAACCAGUGCAGCCCAGCGUCAACUCAUCCUACCUGCCAAAUGUAUAUGAUGAGCAAACUGAGGAUGAGGAGGGUGAGGACCACAGUCCCUCUGCAUCUCUUCUACCCAGACAUACCUCCACACCCCUGGCUGUGCGCUACAGUCCUGAGGACUCGUACAACCUAGUCUACAUCAUCUUUUUUCUGAUGGGAAUCGGCUCCCUGCUGCCCUGGAACUUCUUUAUAACAGCCAGAGACUACUGGAGCUACAAACUUGGCAACAGCAGUGAUCCCAGUGGACAGCAACGUUCAGACAUCAGCGAGAACUUUGAAAGUUAUCUGUCCGUCGCCUCCACCGUUCCCUCGGUGCUGUUUCUAAUACUCAACUAUUUUCUUGUUAACAGGGUGUCGCCAGACGUUAGAAUCCUCUCUUCUCUUUUUGUGAUUCUCUUGGUGUUUUUGGUGACCACAGUGUUAGUGAAGGUGGAUCUGUCAGAACACAGUACAGGGUUCUUCAUCGGCACUCUUGCCAGUGUUGUCGUCAUCAGCGGCGCCUCCAACAUCUUCUAUGGCAGUGUGUUCGGGAUCAGUGGCUAUUUUCCCAUGAGGAUCUCUCAGGCGCUCAUAUCAGGUCAGGCCAUGGGGGGAACAUUGAGUGCAGUAGCAUCAAUAGUGAGCCUAGCUGUGGCUAAGGAUGUGACGAACAACGCACUUUUCUACUUCGUCAUCGCUGAUGUCUUCAUCCUGCUCUGCAUCGUUUCAUAUUUGAUUCUGCCCAAAAUGGCAUAUUCAAGGCACUACAUGCUGGCAGCAACGUGUGUCAGUCCAGGAACAAUAAAUGAGGACCAUGGUACUGCAGUAGUCCCACCACUGCAGCCGAUCAUUAAGAAGGCAUGGGUUCUUGGCCUGAGCGUCUUCUACGUCUUCUUCAUCUCCAUCUUGGUGUUCCCUGCUGUAUCGUCAGGGAUCCACUCUGUGAACGAGAACAGCGGCAGUCCCUGGACAACCAAGUACUUUGCACCCGUCACCAGUUUCCUCAUGUACAACCUCGCAGACUUCUGUGGCAGACAAGCAACGGCCUGGGUGCAGUUCCCUGGUCCCACCAGUCGAGUUCUGCCUGUGCUAGUAGUGUGUCGCUCCUUCGUGGUACCACUCGUCAUGUUUUGCAACUACCAGCCAAGGAACCACCUGCAUACAGUGCUGUUCAAUAACGAUGCGUACCCCGUGGUUUUUAACUGCCUUCUGGGUCUCUCCAAUGGCUAUCUCGGAACACUACCAAUGAUAUAUGGACCGAAGAUGGUACCACGGGAGCUGGCUGAGGCCACAGGAGUGGUCAUGUCAUUUUUUCUUGUGCUGGGAUUGGCCGUCGGGUCUGCAUUUUCUGUGCUUAUUGUGCACAGUAUAUGAUUGUACUUCAGACUAAAACCUGUCUUAGCUGUGU
Nematolebias whitei (Rio pearlfish) is the source of this 1492-nucleotide messenger RNA. It is a transcript of the gene slc29a3, whose product is annotated as solute carrier family 29 member 3. Gene Ontology annotation, biological process: nucleoside transmembrane transport. The transcript has 6 exons. Gene Ontology annotation, molecular function: nucleoside transmembrane transporter activity. Lineage: Eukaryota; Metazoa; Chordata; Actinopteri; Cyprinodontiformes; Rivulidae. Gene Ontology annotation, cellular component: plasma membrane; Golgi apparatus. The coding region runs from base 1 to 1458 and encodes 485 amino acids. The record is from RefSeq and is a predicted model, not a curated record.